This is a messenger RNA of Geodia barretti, 693 nucleotides long. The record is from the annotation of a GenBank genome assembly. Lineage: Eukaryota; Metazoa; Porifera; Demospongiae; Tetractinellida; Geodiidae.
AUGGAAAUAGCAGCUCUCUACGUAGCCGCUUUCCUGCUGGGGUCCGUUCCUACAGCUUACAUAAUUGGCAGACUGGCCAAGGGAAUCGACAUCCGCCGGUAUGGAAGCGGAAACGUUGGUGGCGGAAACGUCAUCCAGCAUGUGGGCAAGAAGUGGUUUGUUCCCCAGAUGCUAUCAGAUGCGCUGGUCAAGGGUGCCGGAUCAAUCUGGUUUUCGGUCUAUGUUGUGGGAGUUGACUGGAAUUCUGCCUUGCUGAUUGGCCCGCCGCUUCUGGUCCUGACUGGAAACAACUGGUCCCCAUUCCUGAAGCUACAGGGUGGGCGGGGCCUUGGUGUUGCCGCCGGCACAUUGGUGGCCUUUUCUCCGGCCAUUCUCGGGGUGGUGCUGGUAAUUUACUUUGGGGGCUACCUGCUGACCAAGGAGGCGGGUGUCUGGGCGCUGCUUGCGUUGCUUGCGUUGCCCCUGAUGGCUUUUUUCUUUCCCCUAGAGCUUAAAAUGAUGGACGGUUCCAACCUGACAUGGUUCUGCCUGGGAGUACUGGGGCUGGUGAUGGUUAAGCGACUCACUUCGAACUGGACCCCUUUCCCCGGCAACCUGUCUCGUAAACGGGUUUUGUUCAACCGACUGUCUCGAGACCGUGACGUGGACGAUCGCGAGCAAUGGGUCGAACGAAUUCCCGGGGCUAUCGGCUGA